GAACAGUGCUAAACGCAUAUAAAACGUCAAGUUUAUGAACGAGUUUUUGAAAUGUAGCAAAAUCUAAACGCUCUCAAGUUGCAUCGCAUUUUGUUUACAAAAUGGAAUUUCUUGUUUUUAAUUACUAAAUAAAUAGUUUUCAUUAGUGAUUUAAGUGAAUUUCUGCAGAUAUCAAAAGUGUUCUCUAGUAAUAUUGUGCAAUAAAAAUAAAAAUUUGCAAAAUGUCCGACGCCGAAGUCGAGGUUCCUACCACAUUCAAAAAGCGAGUUAUCCGAAAUAAAGGCGGCAGAAAACGUAAAGCUUCUAGCUCUGAAGAAAAGAACAGUUCAGACUCCGACGGACAGACCGUGGUGUUGCCAACCAAACGUCCACAGAAAGCCAAUCCCAAUAUCCAGUCUACGUCUGGACCGAAGAGCCAGAAGCCGAAGAUACAAAACGAUGAUAGCAGUGACGAUGAUAAGGCCAGCAACGCCCGUACAACGCUCUCAGUCCAACAACAGAGAGAAAACGCAACGGCCACGUACGAGCUAGACACGGAGCGGGACCGCGACGCGCAGGCCAUAUUCGAGAAGGCUCAGAAGAUCAACGAGGAGCUUCAGGGCCAGGCUGAUGAUAAGGUGUACCGCGGUAUAAACAACUACGCACAGUACUACAAGAAGCGAGACACAGCUGCGGGCAACGCCAGUUCUGGGCUCGUGAGGAAAGGGCCCAUCAGGGCGCCUGCCAACUUGAGGGCUACUGUUAGAUGGGACUACCAACCAGAUAUCUGUAAGGACUACAAAGAAACAGGCUUCUGUGGUUUUGGAGACUCCUGCAAGUUCCUUCACGACAGAAGCGACUACAAACACGGCUGGCAGCUGGAAAGGGAGGAAACUGAGGCGGCGGGAGGGGGGGACUCGGAUUAUGAAGUGCACAGUGACGACGAACUACCCUUCCGGUGCUUCAUUUGCAGAGGAAGUUUCACGGAUCCUGUAGUCACUAAAUGCAAACACUACUUCUGCGAGAAAUGCGCGUUAGAAAACUUCAAGAAGAGCAGCAGGUGUUUUAUAUGCAACGCGCAGACCAGUGGCAUGUUCAACCCCGCCAAAGAAUUGGAGGCCAAACUGAAGGCGCGACAGGACAGCGAUGAUGAUGAUGAUGAUGAUGAUGAUUGACGAAUAAAGAGUUUAUGAUCAUAA
Ostrinia nubilalis (European corn borer) is the source of this 1178-nucleotide messenger RNA. RefSeq names its product E3 ubiquitin-protein ligase RNF113A (gene mdlc). The record is from RefSeq and is a predicted model, not a curated record. Gene Ontology annotation, biological process: snoRNA splicing. Gene Ontology annotation, molecular function: metal ion binding. Lineage: Eukaryota; Metazoa; Arthropoda; Insecta; Lepidoptera; Crambidae. The coding region runs from base 222 to 1154 and encodes 310 amino acids. Gene Ontology annotation, cellular component: U2-type spliceosomal complex. The transcript is spliced from 7 exons.